Messenger RNA from Puccinia graminis f. sp. tritici CRL 75-36-700-3, 450 nucleotides. RefSeq lists its product as uncharacterized. The record is from RefSeq and is a predicted model, not a curated record. The transcript has 6 exons. NCBI's taxonomy places the organism in Eukaryota, Fungi, Basidiomycota, Pucciniomycetes, Pucciniales, Pucciniaceae. Bases 1 to 450 code for a protein of 149 amino acids.
AUGUCCAGCAAGAAGGCGUCAAAAGCUUGCCGGCAGCUUCCGCUGGAGUCAUUUCCCGCAAUCGUUUAUAUAAUUGUUCGAAUUGCCGGGUUCACAGAGACCAGUAAGAUGGAAAUGCCCCACUCAUAUCCGAUUCCCUUGUUGCUGCAAGGCCAUCAUGGUAUGCAACCCGCUGACGAGGCCGCUCAUGUCCGAAGAGUUGUCGAGCACUUGAUCCCACACACAUCUGGACAAACGGAGACCCGAUUUGAUCCAGAGUUGCAAUCUGUCUUUACUCCCAGUGCCCAGCAAGGUCUAGUUGGGCAUUCCAACGGUGGCCAUAUUGUGAUAGAUGUUAUUGGCGAUAGUUCCCCGUCGAUCACAAGGCCGGCCGAUUUUCGUCAGCUGGAUUUCGAGACAGGAGCUCAUGAAGCCCAGGAGACCCCUGCCCGCCAGACUGUGGACCAUUGA